Molecule: messenger RNA, 1587 nt
Organism: Cercospora beticola
Lineage: Eukaryota; Fungi; Ascomycota; Dothideomycetes; Mycosphaerellales; Mycosphaerellaceae
Gene: SRF1
Product: phospholipase D regulator
Biological process (GO): positive regulation of catalytic activity
Cellular component (GO): fungal-type vacuole; cell periphery
Source: RefSeq, a predicted model, not a curated record
GAGCUGCAGCGUGGCUGGGUGCGUGCAGAGCGUCAUCGCGAACCCCAGCUUCAUUAUUGCAAUCUGCUGAGUUCCGCCUCCGGGCUCCACCACCUCCUGCACCUUCAUGUCCUCUCCCCACUGCGCGCGCAUGCCUGGGCGGUGGUGAUUCCGGCGACUCCCUUCCCUUCUCCUUCUUCCUCUCUUCUUGCGUCCGACCGCCAUGCAGAUGUCACAACGCGCCACGCUCCUUACCAGUAACCCAUACCAGCCGACGACAUCCACAUCGCACGCUUCCACAUCAACCGCCGAGACCGUCGAUCCGCAUCAACCCGGCUCCUUGCCGCCAUGGAUACACGCCAACGAUGAGCAGGCGCCCUUCAUAGAGCCAGCGCCUACACUACCCAACACGCGACAUUACAAAGUUCCCACGAAAUACCAACCCGGACGCAAACUUGACGGAUAUCGGGAUGCAGAGCCGGGACUGUUAUCUGCCCCCAUAGCGGAACACCAAGCGCGAUGGAUACCAUUUAUGCAAUCAGGGCCGAACCCCAGGGAACAUCGCGGCCAAGGGAUAGUCAGGAGCGCAUCGUGGAUGCGAGAAAAUGUGCCCAUCUACGAUAGAGGAUGGGAAGAGGAAGACGAAAUACAUCUGGACAACAAGAGACCGCGUGGGUUUCGAGGCCUGCUCUUCCGAGGGAAAUGGCUGAUCAGCCCGGAGAGGCAGGAGAGAAGUGUGCGAUUUUUCUGGCGUCUACUGCUUAAGAACGCUUUCGUGCCCUUGGUCUUCCGUCUUGUGGUACUGGCAUUCUCUUGUGGCGCGUUGGGCGUUGCGGCCACUAUACUACGAACCGUGAACAGAGUCAACAGGGACAAUGAUCGCUUUAACCAGUGUGCUCCCCGCGCCUCGACGUAUAUGGGCAUCAUUGUACCAGCUUUUGCGAUACCCUACAUUGGAUACAUAACAUGGGAUGAAUAUACAUCGAAACCUCUCGGAUUGCGUUCAGUGGCUGCUAAGACGCUGUUACUGCUCUGCGAUCUCUACUUCAUCGUCUUCUCCGCCUCAAAUCUCUCCCUGGCCUUCAGCGCCCUAGCAGAUUCCAGUUGGGCGUGCUAUGAGCAAGGAACGCAAAUCAUUGGCGACAUACCACUUCAAAUACCGAAAACAUGCCCUAACAACGCAGAAAUUUGCUACAAACAGAAAGCUCUGAGUGGAGUGCUACUGAUCAGCCUGGUGGCAUGGCUUCUGUGUUUCAGCAUCAGUGUUUUGAGGGUAGUGGAGAAGCUGCGGCUAGAGUACUAGCAUGCCUUGCGACGCCACGGCCUCGGACUGCCCAAGAGAAGGAAUGAAAAAUUUCUCGUUCCUCGGCGCGAGAGACUUUGACGACUGAUGAAUGAUGAUUCGGCGUUUGGGAGGAUUCGAUACCCUGAGCGUUCUGAGUUGUAGCUCUUUUGUAUAUAUUGGAUGCAUUGGGACAAGCAUAAGCGCGGCGCUAUGGGCAGCAAUUGGGAUUGGCAUACGCUUUAGUAGCGAUUGGGAACACCCUAUACAGCUGAAAAGGCCUGAAGGUCAGAAUUGAAUAAUGAACUGAAAGCCAUCAUUUUGGC